GUCGAGAACAGGAGACAUGCCUUUGCCUUGCAUGCGUGGAACAUUUGUCUUCUUUGGCUUAUGUCUUAGUUUCUUCAUACCACACUGUGAUGGAGGGAACAUUUUAGUGUACUCUUUGGAUGGCAGCCACUGGAUCAAUAUGAAGAUUCUCCUGGAAGGACUUCAUGCCAGGGGACACAACAUCACUGUGAUCAGACCUUCUGUUAGCUGGUACAUCCCAGAAAAAUCUCCCUUCUACUCAUCCAUUUCAUUUGAAAUGAGAAAAGAUGUAGAGGACUUUUUUGAUGAGUUCAUAGAAAAUCAAGUGAAGGUACUCAGAGAGGAAGGUUCACUGCUGACUUCCUUCAAGCUUACCAAGGAGAUACUUUCUAUGAUAACUCGAGGCCAUGCACUUUGGUGUGAUGGUUUCUCUCAAAUCUUUGAAAAUCCACAAAUACUAAAACGCCUAACAGAUUCCCAGUAUGACUUGUUUCUCACCGAUCCAGGAAUUGCAACAGGGGUUGUGUUAGCUAAAUAUCUCAAACUACCAUUAGUCCUAAAUGCGCGCUGGAUUACCAGUGGAGAGGGUCACUUCGUGUUGGCCCCCUCACCAUUUUCUUACAUCCCAGUUCCAGGAUCUGGCUUAACAGACAAAAUGAAUUUUAUCCAGAGGGUCAAAAACAUGCUCUUCUACAGCAUCAUAUGGUUUCAGGAGAAAUUUUUGUUGGGGCCUAUCUAUGAUGCCAUGUGUGAGAAGUAUAUAGAGGGUGGUUGUGACAUUGUCUCACUGCUUCAAGAUGCAGACAUCUGGCUGUUCAGGUCAGAUUUUGUGUUUGAUUUCCCUCGGCCGACAAUGCCUAAUAUUAUUUACAUUGGAGGGUUCCAGUGCAAGCCAGCCCAGCCUCUACCAGCAGAACUGGAGGAGUUUGUUCAGAGUGCUGGAGAGCAUGGAGUGAUCGUCAUGACUCUGGGAACAUUGGUCAAAGCAUUGCCAAAAGAGAUUGCAGAAGAAAUAGCCAGUGUCUUUGCCAAGCUUCCACAAAAGGUGAUAUGGAAGCACCAAGGGGAGCGUCCCUCUAGGCUGGGCAACAACACACUGAUAGUGAACUGGAUGCCACAGACGGAUCUCCUGGGUCACCCACAAGUCAAACUCUUCAUAGCUCAUGGGGGAACAAACGGAGUGCAGGAGGCCAUUUACCACGGGGUUCCAGUUCUUGGUAUUCCCCUGUUCUUUGACCAGUAUGACAACCUUCUUCGUCUGCAGGAAAGAGGAGCUGCAAAAAUCCUCCAGUUAGUUGACAUAAACAGCCACACAUUUGAAGAAAGUAUAAGAGAAGUGCUGUAUGAAGACAGCUACAGGCAGAACAUGCAGAGACUGUCACGUUUACACAAAGAUCAGCCUGUAUCUCCCAUGGAUAAGGCCAUCUUCUGGGUAGAAUAUGUGAUCCGCCAUAAAGGAGCUCGACACCUGCGCACAGAAGCUUAUAAGAUGCCUUGGUACUCAUAUUAUUGUCUAGAUGUUUUACUUUUCUUCAUAACUGUAAUGGCUGUGAUCGUUCUCUCAGUUUUAGCAACCUUUAAAUUUCUGUUCUGCAGAGGAAGAAAGAACGCAAAAAGCAAACAAAACUGA
This is a messenger RNA of Nematolebias whitei (Rio pearlfish), 1609 nucleotides long. RefSeq names its product UDP-glucuronosyltransferase 1A5. The record is from RefSeq and is a predicted model, not a curated record. The transcript has 4 exons. Lineage: Eukaryota; Metazoa; Chordata; Actinopteri; Cyprinodontiformes; Rivulidae. Gene Ontology annotation, molecular function: UDP-glycosyltransferase activity. Bases 17 to 1609 code for a protein of 530 amino acids.